UGAUGAUAUAUUUCAGAUAAAAUGAGUCUGUGUAGCCUGGUAUACUGGGAGAACCCCAUCCUCUCAGGAGCUGUUUUCGGAUCCGUACUUGUAAGCCUGAUCUCCCUGUGCUACUACUCUCUGAUCUAUGUUGUAUCUAACCUGUGCUUGCUGCUGCUGCUGGGGGUGGGGGCUGUCAAGCUCUACACCAAGGGGAUGGUGAUGCUAGGCAAGGCAGAACAGGGAUCUGAUCCUCUCUCCGCUGUAUCCAACCUCCCUGUGAAUAUCCCCACUGAGAACCUUGAGGCUGUAUCCGCCGAUCUGGCCGCCAAGCUCAACGUUGGCGUUUCGGAGCUCCGCCGUCUCUUCCUCGUCGACAACAUGCUGGACACCCUCAAGUUCGGGUUGUCUUUGUGGUGCUUGACCUAUAUCGGAUCCUGGUUCAACGCUAUCACCCUGAUCAUACUUGCCUGGAUUGGAGUAUUCUCCAUCCCCAAGGCCUACCUCAUGAAUCAGGACAAGGUGGAUGAAGUCCUGAACAAGGUCAAAGUUCAGGUCGACGAGAUCAAGACCAAGAUCAUGGGCCUGAUCCCCGUCAAGGCUGCCGAAAAGACAGAAUAAUUAAUAAUUUAAAGAAAUAAACGCCAACACGACUAGCUGCCAAGCAAGCAAUUAAAAAGCUGUUAGCACGCGACCACCAGCCUGUCUUUCUACCCCUGCCCUAGUCUUCAGCUCAGAUCUAGCCAAACCAAACCAAGUUUGGUGGAUUUUCGGAACUCGUGGAAAAUCCGCCAUUUUGUUCAGCAAAUCAUUCCGACUUCCGGGGCAGCUGCGAAGAUUUAGUUUAUAUUUAAUUGGAGUUAUUCUCUACAUGUACAGAAUACAUGUACAGUGUAUACAAGCUGAGCAAUUUGAAUUUAACAGUGUACAAUAUGGUGUGCCAUUUCUUUAUUUUCUUCUUAUUAUUCUGUCUUAUUUAGUACUUGAUCCAUUUUUUCUUAUUAAGUUUUUUUUCUAUUUCAUAUUUUUACCUUUUCCCGCGUUAAAUCGCGUUUUUUAGAUUAAGGAUUAACAUGAGUAUUUUGCUCAGAUCUGAUUUACAAAUAUUCUGGCCAUAAAUAUAAUUAAAGAGAUAAUGAAUUACCUCCUAGGAAUAAUUAAAUAAAAUAGUUAAUAAUAUGUCUUAAUUAUAAGGUUUACAUCAUGUAAAUAAAACUUGUUGUUUUGUUCCCUUUCAUUAUACACACUUGAACACCGGCCUUUGGACCAAUAAAAUAUGAUUAACUU
This is a messenger RNA of Eurytemora carolleeae, 1266 nucleotides long. Its product is annotated as reticulon-1-A. The transcript is spliced from 5 exons. NCBI's taxonomy places the organism in Eukaryota, Metazoa, Arthropoda, Copepoda, Calanoida, Temoridae. The record is from RefSeq and is a predicted model, not a curated record. The coding region runs from base 22 to 600 and encodes 192 amino acids.